AUGGUGAAUCCCGACAAGAUCUUCACCCUUGAGGGGAAGGCCUUGAAGCUGGACACAGCGGAGGACCUUGAUGCGCACAUCGCUGCCCUCAUUGCUAUGGAUGAUGUCGAGGAGGUCAGAAUCUUGGGGAACACUCUGGGCAUUGGUGCAUGCAAACGUUUGGGUGAAGUGCUCUCCACCAAGAAGAAGCUGCAGGUUGCCAACCUUGCCGACAUCUUCACUGGUCGCCUGCUCAACGAGAUCCCCGAAGCGCUCACUCACCUACUCACACAAAUCACGAACCUUCCAAAUCUCAACACCGUCAACCUGAACGACAAUGCUUUCGGUAUCAACACCUACAAGCCCGUCGCCGACUUCCUAUCUUCCCACGUUCCCCUCCAGCACCUAUACCUAAACAACAACGGUCUCGGCCCCGAAGCAGGCAUGUACAUCGCCGAUGCACUUUCAGAGCUUUACGACAAGAAGGAGCAGGCCCGCAAGGAGGGUCGUACAGACGUCCCCGACCUCGAGACUGUCAUUUGCGGCCGCAACCGACUGGAGAACGGCAGCAUGAAGGCCUGGGCAAAGGCUUUCAGCAAGCAUGACAAGCUCAAGGAGAUCAAGAUGGUACAGAACGGCAUCAGGCAGGAGGGCAUCACGCACCUGCUGACGGAGGGUCUGAGCAAUACUUUGGCGAUCCAGGUGCUGGAUCUUCAGGACAACACCUUCACCAUCACAGGAGCGACUGCGCUGGCCAAGAUCGCGCCGACAUGGGUGGACCUGCGUGAGCUUGGAGUUAGCGAUUCGUACCUAGGUGCCAAGGGCGGGCGGCUGCUCAGCCGAGCGCUGGCCAAGGGGAAGAAUGACAAGCUUGAGACGCUCAGGAUGCAAUACAACGACCUGAACGCGCGCACGCUUAAGAGCUUUGCCGACACUGUCAAGGACGGCCUACCAGCACUCAAGAAGAUUGAAAUCAAUGGCAACAAGCUCUCCGAGGAAGAUGUCAGCAUCGCAGCGCUUCAGGAGCUUCUCGAGGCACGCAAGGAGAAGGCUGGCGGUGCCGUGUUGAUCGAGGAGGAGUGGGGUGUGGACUCGCUCAGUGACCUGGAGGAUGAUUCGGACGAGGAGGAGGAGGAGGAAUCUGAGGAGGAGGCGGAAACGGAGGAGGAGAUCAAGAAGACGCUGGACAAGGACGAGAAGGAGGCCAAAGAGCCCGCUACUAUCAAGGACGUUGCCAGCAAGGAUGUGGAUGAGAUUACGCAGAAGCUGCGCCAGACGGGCAUCUGA
Messenger RNA from Pyricularia pennisetigena, 1266 nucleotides. RefSeq lists its product as uncharacterized. Gene Ontology annotation, molecular function: GTPase activator activity; small GTPase binding. Lineage: Eukaryota; Fungi; Ascomycota; Sordariomycetes; Magnaporthales; Pyriculariaceae. Gene Ontology annotation, biological process: activation of GTPase activity; nucleocytoplasmic transport. The record is from RefSeq and is a predicted model, not a curated record. The coding region runs from base 1 to 1266 and encodes 421 amino acids. The transcript is spliced from 2 exons. Gene Ontology annotation, cellular component: perinuclear region of cytoplasm; nucleus; cytosol.